Molecule: messenger RNA, 670 nt
Organism: Trematosphaeria pertusa
Lineage: Eukaryota; Fungi; Ascomycota; Dothideomycetes; Pleosporales; Trematosphaeriaceae
Exons: 2
Coding region: 235-507 (90 amino acids)
Source: RefSeq, a predicted model, not a curated record
UCUUGGACGCGAAAGAGUAUGGGCGGACAUAUACCGCCGAAUCCUCAAUUAAUGAAAAACUAUGCGUCCAAAUAACUGCCACGUUCUCGGUAGUUCGAGCGAAACGCCGAUCACCGUACUCCCGAAAUACUUACACAGCGCAGUAGCCAUGGAUGUGUUGGGCAGCACAUAUUUACCUGGCCUCUCUCUCAUCGACUCGGUGACGCGACAACAUCCCCGAACGUCAACGUCAACAUGAAGCUCCCGCUCAGCCUCAUCGCUCUCUGGCUCUCUGCCGCCCUGGCCCAAACAUACCCCGAAUGCACGCGCGCACUCGUGGAAACAGACGAGUGUGCCUCUGUCAUCAACGCCAAUGCCUGUUACAACAAAUUCCGGUUCCAGAACGCGCAGACGAUGCAGUGUAUCGAUGGGACGGACAAUGCGGAUAAGGCGAAGAAGAUUUGCAAGUGCUGCAGCUGUGUUGGGGCUAUAAUGUGUAACUGGGCCACUAAGCAGAAACUCUGCUAGACGUUUUUAUGGGAGAAAGGAGUGCGAUGGUCGUGGAUUCGGCCUCCUGGAUUUUGUGCUGGCUGGGGUCGUGGAGCUGGAGGGUACUUGGAAUGGGUAUCGUGACGGGAAAUUGUACGAAUUCUUGUCAAGAUACGCGAUUAAUCGAAUGGAGUUUUGUGUC